This is a messenger RNA of Apis florea (little honeybee), 4252 nucleotides long. RefSeq lists its product as uncharacterized. Gene Ontology annotation, biological process: regulation of transcription by RNA polymerase II. Gene Ontology annotation, molecular function: DNA-binding transcription factor activity, RNA polymerase II-specific; RNA polymerase II cis-regulatory region sequence-specific DNA binding. NCBI's taxonomy places the organism in Eukaryota, Metazoa, Arthropoda, Insecta, Hymenoptera, Apidae. The record is from RefSeq and is a predicted model, not a curated record.
AGUAUUAUCGUCAGAUGUAUAUCGAUGCAUAUUCUCGUCGUAAUCUCGUCGGUGUGAUAAUCGGUUGCAUUUCAUUAUCAAAUUUUGACACGAACGGUUCGAAAGGGUAAUUACCACUCCAUCUCGAGAUUACCCUCUAGUUUUCGGUGAUUGCAUAGCACCGACCUUCGAUUCUUCCGUUUUCUCCUUCCCCAACCUCAUCAUCAUCACCACCACCACCGCCGCCACCACCUCCAUUACCUCCAUCACUACCACCUCCACCUUCACCUCCAGCUUCAUCUCCACCUCCGUUUCCUCCUCCUGCUGCUCGUUUUCCCUCUCCUACGCUGUCGCAUUCUCCACCUCUUCCUCUUCCUUCUACGCGGUUCGCGUAUCGUUACUACGAGCGCCUGGUUGUCAUGCGUCGACGGUGCUUGUGAUAAGGCUCGACCGUAUCGGACUGUUUCUCGUCGAUAAUUCGCGAUCCACCCGCCAAUGUUUCGUUCCCUGUAACUCGCCUCGUCGUAUCAUAGUGAUUUUUACUACGUAUCUUUUCUCCCGAGGAUAACUGGCAAAUAGUUUCGAAUUGUUGGUGCACAAGUGCGGCGAUAUAACAUAUAAUAUACUCUUCGAGUGUUGGUUGUUCCAUUCGAUUCGCAACUAUUCGAUGCUCUAUUUGUCAUUUUGUGUCGAGCCGCCCGUUUAUCAUCCGCUACACGUUCUUGAGAUCUCGACGGGACGAGUGCGAAUGUCAUGCCGCCACGACGAUAAGAAUUGGGAAGAGGAAACUCGAGAAGAAGGAGUAUCGAAAAGGGGGGAAGGAAGGAUCUCGAUAUGCGAUCGAUCGAUUUGAUCGUCGAUUUAUGGUGACCGUGAACGUAUAUACCGUGAUUCGUGCUCGCAACUGUGAACCUGCGAAAAAUCAUUGUGUCAUCGUUAAAACGGACAACCUGCCACUGCUCAUCGGCAGGUCGAUCGAUCGAUAAGAAUAUUAGUUAGUCGACGGAUCGCAGAGUGCGUUCAAUGUUUUGCUAUCGUCGCGAAACCUGCCGCUGUACCUUAGCGUUGGAAAGAACAGCGGCAGGUCGACGAUGUUUUCGUUUCUCUCGGAAAGCAUGACGCCCGAUCACGUGUGAUAAAUUGUGAAAGCUUCGUUUCGAUGUUGAUCUCGAUUUAAUUUCCAUCGAUAACCGCGAUUGAUCGAUUAGAAAAAAUAACAAACGAGUCUCGUAAAGAGAGAGAGAGAGAAAGGGAAGAAGAUACGGAAUGAACGGUGAAAAAUUUUGACGAGAAGAAGUCGCAACAAUCUUCUUUGUUUUUUUUCCCCCUCUUUUUUCUCGAGAAGAACGUUUCCCCCGAAAACAUGGAAUUUCUCGGAGUCGCUCGAUACGAUUACUCGUUGCCUCUGGGACGCGCCACAUUUGCUCUCUACUUUCAAAUCAAAUAAUAGGAUUGAUAUUCCUCGAAUCCUAAGAUUCUCUUCCCUUUCCCCGAGUUUCAAAAGAGGAUUAAACAUAAAAGGAAAGAAGAUAUGACACCGUGGAGAUUUUGAUCGAGAUCAACGACCCCCUCCCCCUCCUCCUCGUCGAACGAUGGCGCAAUAGAAACGAACAACGCAUCGCGAAAAAAUGACCGCUCGGAACGAUCGUUCGACUGUCCGAUUCGCGUAUCCCGUUCAACGUAGAGGGCGAAAAGAGGGUGAAAAAGUUUAUGUUUCGGCCGAAUAAAAUUCGGCGAUCCACAGCUUGGAUGCUUGGCAUCCAACUCGAUACGAAAUUCGACUCGACAAUAAUUGCGGAGCAUGCUAGUCCAGGAGGAAGGCGCAAGGGUAACGAUACUGACAGAUAUUCCGGCCAGCCUGGAAGAAUCGUGGAAGAACGAUAAUUCGAUAGAACGAGGCGGGGAUAGAGCCACCGUUUCGCCGAUUCCUCGAAAUCGGUCGGGAAAAGGAGGAUUAUUCGAAGGAUUUUCUACGCUUGGAUCGUAGCGACCACCUGCAACACGAAAUUCGAUAGUGAGAGUGGAUACAGUCGUGGUGGGCAGGAUCGAUAAGGAAGGAGGAGCGAAACGGAUAUUUAAAGAUAUAUAUACAUAUAUAUAUAUAUAAAGAAGAAGUAGCUUCGGCGUUGGGAAUCGUGAAAAGACGAAGAGGGGGAGAAUAAUUUUGAAAAUUGGAUGGUUCGAAGGGGGUUGGACGUGGCGAGGCCAAUUUGGGAGCAGUUAGAGGCAAAGCCAGAGACAGAAUCGUGUUCGAAGUCGGUGCCAGAGUUGGAGUCGGUGUUGGAGCUAGAGUUAGAGCCGGAGAAGCAACGUUUCUACGAUUCUCCGCCACCACGGAUGGACGUGAGCGUGUGCUGUUUGCCCGCUAGUGCCGGCUCGGGGGCCCAGCACCCUCAUCCAGCGAGUUUGCCCUCCGGCGGACAGCCGACGAUUCAGCAACCCUAUCAGUAUGCCGAUCAGAUAGUACCGGAUCGGGGUCAACCCGACGGAUUGCCGGUACUUGGUUGUACCGGCCAGGACAACUGGCAGCAGAUAUCCUCCGCUUCGAACGUGGUCGGCGCUGUUACCGCCGCCGCGACCGCCACCACCACCUACAUCGAUUACUCCUGGUUGCAGAUGCAGCAGACCUCGGACCUGGACACGUUGCUGUGCAGACAGGACCUCGACCGGCUGCAGAAACUCGACGAGGAUGACCCGGAGAAGGAGCCGAGGGAGCCCUCGGUCCAGAUGGAGGACUUUUUCGAGGUUGGGGGGCCGGUGUGCCGGCCGCAGGCGAGCUUCGUCUCGUCGAGGAGUCAUCAGCCGGCGGCCAACGACGACGACGUGUUCCUCAGGCCGCCGCUCUGGGAGGACAUCACCUCGAGCAUACAAAAGCUCGACCCGGAGAACGCGGACAUGUUGGGCUCCCAGUCCCACGUGAAAAUGGAGACCGACGACGUCACCUCCCCCGUAUUGUCCCCCGUCGAGAUCAAAACCGAGCCGUUGCCUCCCCCACCGACCCUCCACCUCCUCGAGGGCCCGGCUUCGAACCCCAACUACGCCAACGGCCAUCCGAAUCCCCCCCAACAAGUCGUUCACCAUCGGCCACCGCCGUCCACCGCCUUCAAAACCUUCCCCUCCGGCAACAACAACAACAACAACAACAACAACAAUAACAACAACAACAACAACAACAAUGGAAGCGGUGCCAAACACGAAAACAGCAAUGGCAGCAACGGCGGCAGCGUCAACGGUAACGCGAAUACUAACAGCAACAACAGUAGCGGGAACAACAACAACAACAAUAGUAGCAACGACUCGACGACGAGCCACCACGGGGGGAAUCAGAUCGGUGGUAGCGCGACCUCGCCUCUCUACGGCUCGAUGACUAGGUUAAUGUACAUUUCCCCGCUGACGCCGCCGAUUUCCGACCCCGGCUCGCCGAUAGGGGCGCCACCGAGGCGGACACCGCCUCCACCCUAUCCCCAGCCGUCCAUUAUGAAUCCACCUCACAGGAUUCAACCGCCCGCCAUCACCACCAAAUUCAACAGGCGGAACAAUCCCGAGCUGGAGAAGAGGCGCGUUCAUCACUGUGAUUUCAUAGGUUGUACAAAGGUCUACACGAAGAGUUCGCAUUUAAAGGCGCAUCAACGGAUACACACAGGUGAAAAACCGUACCAGUGUCAGUGGCCGGAAUGCGAGUGGCGAUUCGCCAGAAGCGACGAAUUAACUCGCCACUAUCGAAAGCAUACGGGCGCGAAGCCCUUCAAGUGUGCCGUGUGCGAGCGUUCCUUCGCCAGGAGCGACCACCUCGCCCUUCACAUGAAACGGCAUCUUCCGAAGCAGCACGCCAAGUGACCGUACCGCUCCUCCGAGACUCCGUCUCCGUCUUCGUCUUCGUCGAGUGACUCCUCGAGCGCGCGCCCUCCUGACGAUCUCCUUCAGCCUUUUCCCCAACCGUACCAGCAACAAACUCACGAACUUUGUUCAUUUAUCGAUUAACAAUUUUCGGGUAUUCCGAGAUCGCUCUAUGCCUCGUUUAAUUUCAACUCGAAUUUUCAAUUCUAUUGAAUUUUUCUCGUACAUCGUGAAAUCGUUUCGUUAAAAUGUCGAAAAAAGAUCGAGAGCAAGCUAAUCGAAAGCAAGUAAUUCUCUAAUGACUUAAACGUGUUGGCUAGAAAUAGCAGCAGCGGCUGGACCACUGCUACUUUUCUGCUCUGUGUAUCUUGCCGUUUUGAAUAAACAACGAACGGUAAAUGUAAAUUGCAUUCAGCGUUUUCGAAUCUUGGGUUUU